Molecule: messenger RNA, 827 nt
Organism: Emiliania huxleyi CCMP1516
Lineage: Eukaryota; Haptophyta; Isochrysidales; Noelaerhabdaceae
Exons: 1
Coding region: 94-600 (168 amino acids)
Source: RefSeq, a predicted model, not a curated record
CGCCGUCGCCGCCCCCUCCUUCGCCCGAGCCGUCGCCGCCGCCGAUGCCGCCGCCGUGCGAGUGCCCGGAGGCCUUCCCCGUCUGCUGGAAGGAUGGCUGGGGCGCCGACCAGUCUUGCUACUACUCUGAAGACUCGCAGUACCCUGGCCGCGAGUGCCGCAACACCUGCACCGGUGACUACGUCGCAAAGCCGAGGUCGCGCGGCGGCGGCUUCUUCUCGUUCUUCCGCGGCGGCCGCCUCGUCGAGGAGUCGGCCAACGCGCCCAAGUCCCCCAGGUUGCUUCCCGUCGCGGCGGCCGCCAGCGGCGUCGCUGCGCUGCUCGCCGCGUUCCUCACGCGCCGGCAGCUGCAGGCCCGCGCCGGCUAUGCCCAAGUGGAGCACCCGCUCGUGUGAGCGGCCGCUGCCUCGCCGCCGCCCACGCGCCGCCGCGCCGGGGCGCGGUCACUCGCCAUGUCCAUGUCUUGCGCGCUGGAGCGACGCCGCUGCCGCUUGGGAGACAACCCCCGCCCGCGUGCCCUCUCCAUGGGCCGGAGGCAUGCCGGGGGCGGGGGUCGCGAGCACACGCGGAGCGCGGCCAGCGCAGCACGCCCGCAUCUAGAUGGCACCGUUGGCCACGGGCCGAGUACACACUCCGGACCGCCGCCGCCUCUCGCUCAAAGACAGAAUCUUCGGGGCGGGGGCGUGGGGCGAGGAGCUUCCGUUGACCGUUCGCCUCCGCGCGUGCGAGCUCAACCGUGUACGUGUUAAGGUGCAUGCGGGUCGUUGUUUUUACGCAUGUGUCUACUCAUGUUCUUUGCACGAAGACUAACAGUAAAAAGGGCUCAC